UCAGGCAACACACUGUUCGCUAGUUUUGAAGAAGAACUAAACUAAGCGAAAUGACAGAAACAACGAAAGGGAGAAAUGUCUAAUCAAUCUAAUCUUACAGUUAGCGUCAUAUUAAUCAUGUUUGGUGUGUGUCAUAUAUACGGUACUGAUGGUGUCGCUCGAUAAAAUGUCACUUUAUAUAGACGAAUGGUCAGUGAUGACAUUUGGCGCGCCGUUGUAGUAAGAGCGAGCUCAACCUGUCCAGUUCAUCACAUCAGAGUGAUUUCACGGUUUUCAGUUUCAGGAUGAUGGACAACAAAUACAUCUUUCAAAUGUCUGGCAUCAAGAACCAUUCCCAGAAAAGACAGUUACUCCACGGCAUCAGAAAGCUGGGGGGCAUAUAUUUGGGGGGCUCUCAUGUUUGCUCAGAGUUAAACUGGUCCUGUAAUUUGGAGUCCUUCAGUGAAGCAGAGAGCGGGGAAAUGGCCAUCGAUGCUGCUGCAGUCACUGACUCUAUGGAUGUUACCGAUGACCUUUCACAAAAAGAAUUGGAGGAAAUGCUCAAAGAAUACAUCACAAGAAUGGAGCAACGGAAGAAAAUGCUUUUGACAGUCCCAGAGUUCUACAGCUACUACACACCCAUCCUGCCAGUUCAGUUUCCAGCGGUAGAUUUCAGCAAUAUGCAGAGCUUGGUAGAGUGUGCCUUCUUCCCUCAAGCUCUGGAGGAGAUUCUGGGGUCCCUGCAGCCUGGGGUGAUGCCCCCAGCUCCGCUGCUCCAACAGCUAAUGCACCACGCACUGCAUGGUGAUGCAAAGCCGUUGUACCUCAGCAUGUUUAUCACAGUUCUCCACAGUAUCCUGCGCAACAAUCCUACCUGGGGUUCUCCUGGACACACUAAGUACUUUCUUCAAAUCCUCCAGUGUCCUGAAUGUAAGGGCGGCCUCUGGUCACUUCUUGAGACAUCAGUUCGAAUGUGUCUUGCAAGCGAACCCACCUGUCACUCACUGCCAAGCCCACCAUCCACUGAGUUGUUUCGUCUCCAUUGUAACCUGCAGGAGUUCUUCCUGAGACUCUUUCAGCUGGAGCUUCACGCUGCUAGCUCAGGGUGGUCACCCGGAAGCAGCCGGGCGUCUGUUCUGUACAGUACCUUCUGGAACAUGUGGGAGAAGUCCACUCUGACCUCCAGGGCAGUUCAGCAACUCAGCAAGCUGCUGAUCAAGACUGUACUCUGGGCUUUCAACUCCACUCAGGAGUGGAGGCUGGGAAUGUCGGUCACUCUGCAGGAGACUCUGUGUGUAGUGGUGGAGUUCUGGGCUCAGGAACACAGUCCGCUCAACGGCAGUCUGGUGGAGAAAGGCUUUAAAGACCUGGCAGAACACAUUGCCAUACUGUGCCAAGACCUACCCUGUGACAUGCUGAAGGAAGUGAUUCCAGCCCUUCGCUCUGCAAGACUCCGGAUGUUCACUGCCGACGCCAUCUAUAGAAACAUCUGCUGCAGCAGGGGCCUGAUCCUGAGCUCUGAACCACUCUGCCUGCUCAAAAUUGUCUCAACCUACCUCAGAGCUCUGGGGAUCUUGUGUGAUCGAGAACCAGUCCAGACCCUGAAGGGACAGACUGACAGAAUAGAGAUGAAUCAACCCUCUACUAGUUGUGCCGCCCAUGUGCCAGGCUCAGAAGCUGUGAAAGACUCAGCAGGCGGCUCAGAUUCAGGGCGAGAGACUGUCCCAAGAGGUUACCACAGAGUCAAUGCUGCAGGCGAGACACUCCUUCAUCGAGCCUGCAAGAGGAACCAGGUGGAGACGUUGCUUCGUAUCCUCAGCGUGCCUGGAACGGACGUCAACAUUAAAGAUCACGCUGGUUGGACGCCCCUUCAUGAAGCCUGUAACCAUGGCAGCACAGAGUGUGUGAAGGCCCUGCUCCAGCACUGCCCCAACCUGCAGCUGGGCAGCCAGGUCCAGGGAGUCAGUCCGCUACACGAUGCUCUGCUGAACCAACACACGCACAUCGCCGAGAUGCUGCUGAGGCGCGGCGGCUCUCCUCUACUAAAGCUGUGUGACAAUCAAGGCCAGACCCCUCUGGACCUUGUGUCUUCUGAGGCCCUACGUGAUGAGCUCCUUCGUUGUGCAGAAGAAGGUGACAAAGCUCUGGACGCUCCCUGCUCUGAGGUUCGGGAUCUGCCCUUCAUAGAGUCCUGCUCAUGGGUGCUCAGCUGCCUGUUCCUCUCUUACCUCCAAGAGCGACACAUACCUACCUACAAAUCCCCCCUUACACCUCUCCACCUUAGUCCCACUGUAUGCUGCACCCUCAUCCGCCUCCGUCCAGAUGAGCUAGCCUCCACCUGGGGAGAUUUCCGUGCCGUGACCCUGGCUGAGGACCUGAGGACUGUGUUGAGUUUGGAACAGUAUGGGUCACAAAUGAGCCCCGCAUUGAGAUGCUGUCAUGGGGAUCAAACCAGACUGUUCGUGCAGCUGCUGGAUGAUCUGCAGGCAGAGGGGGCGGCACUGAUCACUGGACGAUCUGAUUUUGACUAUUUCUAAAAGAGUCUAUAAAGGACCAAGAAAAAAAUGGGCAUCUAUCUGUAGAGACAGUGGUAAAGCUCUGGCUUUUGGUAAACUACUAGUAAAACAUGUUUCCUGGUGUGAUUAGUGAGUUUUGAAUGGAUACAAAUAAUUAAUAUCACCCUGACAGCGUACCGCUCAUGCUUUAGUGAUUGUGCACUUUGUUGUUUGUUGGUUGUUAAUAUUCAAAUCUGGGGAUUAUUUGAUUUUUAUAUGCGCAAAUUUUUUUUCUAUAAAACACUAGAAAUAAUAUUUGAAUGUAAUUUUUACAGUAGGCUAAAUA
Cyprinus carpio (common carp) is the source of this 2820-nucleotide messenger RNA. RefSeq names its product SMC5-SMC6 complex localization factor protein 1-like. Gene Ontology annotation, molecular function: protein binding. The record is from RefSeq and is a predicted model, not a curated record. Lineage: Eukaryota; Metazoa; Chordata; Actinopteri; Cypriniformes; Cyprinidae. Gene Ontology annotation, biological process: positive regulation of double-strand break repair.